AUGGCUUCGGCAUCGCGAUUGACCUCGCCAUUCUUUAACGACCAUUCGUGGUCUCAAGAAACCGCCAGUACCAAUGGCAGCUCUCAGUCCUCGCUGUUCUCCCAACCCUCGCAACACUCGACGCAACCUUCGAGACAAUCGUCUCUGGCCUCUUCACCACUCGAGCCCGAUCUGGAAGCAGACCUCGACCAGGAACAACUAGAUGAAAUCGAUGAGCACUCUCCUGAGGUAUGGGCAAGCUACUUGAGCGCCCAAUACCAGACUCACAUCGUCGAAACCCUGAAGCAGACCGUAUUCGAAAAGCUUGACCAGCUCAAAGCCUCCAUCACCUCCCUACAACAGAAUUAUGUCCGUCAGGAGGAGGCCAGCACAGCAUCGUCUAGCGAGCUCAGGGCCACCCAUGAUCAGAUUUUCACCUUCCUUCGAGAUCUCAAACCCAUUCCAGGCCGGAUCUCCGCACUAGAAAGUGAUGUCAGGCAGAACAAGGAACAAGCAGGCCGUGCCCUCUCCGAUCUCGACGACAAGCUCUCGAGCCUGAAGACGGAUCUUGUCGUCAAGCAUGACGGAGCCGUGAGAGGCUUGAAGAGCGUCCGAGACCAGAACCAGUCCCUUCUCGAGACACUCGUAGCUCUGCGAGGAGAGGUCAUGAAUUUGCAGCUACAACAGACGCAGACGGACGGAAGACUCUCUACUUUCCAAAAAGAACUGGAGAAGACUCUAGCACCGCGUCCAGAACUCUCUAAUGAGGCCAUGGACUUCUUAAGACAGCUUCUUUCUCGUCGUGCCGACCUCAUGGGACUUAUGGAGCCGCCAACCACAGCAACAAGCGGUACGAACGUGCCUCUUAUCGAAGCAGCGCCCCAACUCGAUCUGCCAUGGAGGUCUCCUCAAGACACCGUCGACAGUACCAACUCGAACCUGCCAGUCCAGGCAGCUCCGAAGACAAGAGCUGCACAUAAAAGAAAAGCGUUGCCGUCAGCACUUGACCUCACGGGUCCGGAGCCCCAGGCGGAGAAAAGAGCGAACCCGAAGCGAACGAAAUUCGACUUACCUCCCGUCAGCUCGAGUCGGCAGCUUCACGAGAGCAGGAAACAGCUACCUGUCGCCAAAGCGAAGAAAGCGCUUUCUGCCCCAGAGACACGACCAUCUGCUACGACCAAGCAGACCGGUACUACGAAACAGAAAGCCCCCGUUGCAGGCAUGGGAACCGCUCCUGCUGGCCUCAGUCAGCAGCCUCCUGUGAGGCCCAAGGUUCAGGACAUGAAGCUUCUCUUCAAGAAAUUCAACGACGAGUACAAAGCAAAACGUCCCAAAUUCGACUACCUCUUCAUAUGGAAGUUCAUCGGCCAAAUUGAGAGUUCAGAGAAGCUGAUUCAUCUUCAAGUGCGCCUGUUGGAACUUUUACCAGACCACGUCUCGCAGAGGAGGGCCUCUCAUCGCCUUGGGGAUAAGUUCAUCCAAAUUUCGAAAACAGUGACCUGGGCGCAAUUUGCGACGGCGCUUGCUGAGGUGUAG
Molecule: messenger RNA, 1515 nt
Organism: Sordaria macrospora k-hell
Lineage: Eukaryota; Fungi; Ascomycota; Sordariomycetes; Sordariales; Sordariaceae
Source: RefSeq, a predicted model, not a curated record